CAGGAAGUGACGACGCUCCUGGCGCGCGCCGGGCGGUUUCUUCUCAGGCUCCGGGUCCGGCGGCGGCGGCGGCGGCGGCGUAGGGUGUUUUAACUCAAAUGGGUGAUGAAAAGGACUCUUGGAAAGUGAAAACUUUAGAUGAAAUUCUUCAGGAAAAGAAACGACGGAAGGAACAAGAGGAGAAAGCAGAGAUAAAACGCUUAAAAAACUCUGAUGACCGGGAUUCCAAGCGGGAUUCCCUUGAGGAGGGGGAGCUGAGGGACCACCGCAUGGAGAUAACGAUAAGGAACUCGCCGUAUAGAAGAGAGGACUCCAUGGAAGACAGAGGAGAGGAAGAUGAUUCUUUGGCUAUCAAACCACCCCAGCAGAUGUCUCGGAAAGAAAAAGCUCAUCACAGGAAAGACGAAAAGAGGAAAGAGAAACGCAGGCAUCGUAGUCAUUCCGCAGAAGGGGGGAAGCAUGCCAGAGUGAAGGAGAAGGAGAGAGAGCACGAGCGUCGGAAGCGGCACCGAGAGGAGCAGGACAAGGCCCGCCGCGAGUGGGAGCGACAGAAGAGGAGGGAGCUGGCGCGGGAGCACUCCCGGAGGGAGAGGGACCGCCUGGAGCAGUUAGAAAGGAAGCGAGAGCGGGAGCGCAAGCUGCGGGAGCAGCAGAAGGAGCAGAGGGAGCAGAAGGAGCGGGAGCGGCGGGCCGAGGAGCGGCGCAAGGAGCGCGAGGCCCGGCGGGAAGUGUCUGCACAUCACCGGACAGCGAGAGAGGACUAUGGCGACAAGGUGAAAGCCAGCCACUGGAGUCGGAGUCCACUCCGGCCGCCUCGAGAGAGGUUUGAGCUGGGGGACAGCCGGAAGCCAGUAAAAGAAGAGAAAGUGGAGGAGAGAGACCUGCUGUCCGACCUGCAGGACAUCAGCGACAGCGAGAGGAAGACCAGCUCAGCUGAGUCCUCGUCAGCGGAAUCAGGGUCAGGUUCCGAGGAGGAGGAGGAGGAGGAGGAGGAGGAGGAGGAGGAAGAGGGGAGCAGCAGCGAAGAGUCGGAGGGGGAGGAGGAAGAGGAGGAGGAGGAGGAGGAGACCGGGAGCAACUCCGAGGACGCGUCCGCACAGUCAGCCGAGGAAGUGAGUGAAGAAGAAAUGAGUGAAGAGGAGGAGCGAGAAAAUGAAAACCACGUCCUGGUUGUUCCAGAGUCACGAUUUGACCGCGAUUCUGGAGAGAGCGAAGAGGGGGAAGAGGAGGUGGGCGAGGGCACCCCCCAGAGCAGCGCCCUCACCGAGGGGGACUUCGUGCCCGACUCCCCAGCCCUGUCACCCAUCGAGCUCAAACAGGAGCUGCCCAAGUACCUGCCAGCCCUGCAGGGCUGUCGGAGUGUGGAGGAAUUCCAGUGCCUGAACAGGAUCGAAGAAGGCACUUACGGGGUGGUGUACAGAGCUAAGGACAAGAAAACAGAUGAAAUCGUGGCUCUGAAGCGGCUGAAAAUGGAGAAGGAGAAGGAGGGCUUCCCGAUUACAUCGCUGAGGGAGAUCAACACCAUCCUCAAGGCGCAGCACCCCAACAUCGUCACCGUCAGGGAAAUCGUCGUGGGCAGCAACAUGGACAAGAUCUACAUCGUGAUGAACUACGUGGAGCACGACCUCAAGAGCCUCAUGGAAACCAUGAAGCAGCCUUUCCUGCCAGGGGAGGUGAAGACCCUGAUGAUCCAGCUGCUGCGUGGGGUGAAGCACCUGCACGACAACUGGAUCCUGCACCGAGACCUCAAGACGUCCAACCUGCUGCUGAGCCACGCUGGCAUCCUCAAGGUGGGGGACUUCGGGCUGGCGCGGGAGUAUGGGUCCCCUCUGAAGGCCUACACCCCGGUGGUCGUGACCUUGUGGUACCGUGCCCCCGAGCUGCUGCUCGGCGCCAAGGAGUACUCCACGGCCGUGGACAUGUGGUCGGUGGGCUGCAUCUUUGGGGAGCUGCUGACUCAGAAGCCGCUGUUCCCUGGGAAGUCGGAAAUCGAUCAAAUCAACAAAGUGUUCAAGGACCUGGGGACCCCCAGUGAGAAAAUCUGGCCCGGCUACAACGACCUCCCCGCCGUCAAGAAGAUGACCUUCACCGAGUACCCGUAUAACAACCUCCGCAAGCGCUUCGGGGCUCUGCUCUCAGAUCAGGGCUUCGACCUCAUGAACAAGUUUCUGACCUACUUCCCUGGAAGGAGGGUCAGCGCAGAGGACGGCCUCAAGCACGAGUAUUUCCGCGAGACCCCCCUCCCCAUCGACCCCUCCAUGUUCCCCACAUGGCCCGCCAAGAGCGAACAGCAGAGGGUGAAGCGGGGCACCAGCCCCCGGCCACCAGAGGGAGGCCUGGGCUACAGCCAGCUGGGUGACGACGACCUGAAGGAGACAGGCUUCCACCUCACAACCACGAACCAGGGGGCCUCAGCCGCGGGCCCAGGCUUCAGCCUCAAGUUCUGAGGCUCAGAGCCGACCCCGGACCCACCUUGGGGAGCGCCGACCGCUGAGGCCCAGCUGGGACAGCGGCAGACACUGGAGGCGGCGUCUGGGUCCAGACCCCCGUCCUGCCCUGACCAGGUGCCUCCACUGCCACGGGGCUGCCGUGGACGCGACCUCAAGUCUAGGACUGGCUGCUGGCCUCGUGGGGUUUUCCAUGUUUUCAUUUUAUCUUGGCUUGUAAAUUUGUAGAAUUAAAUCACGUUUUCCUUGC
Molecule: messenger RNA, 2697 nt
Organism: Balaenoptera acutorostrata (minke whale)
Lineage: Eukaryota; Metazoa; Chordata; Mammalia; Artiodactyla; Balaenopteridae
Product: cyclin-dependent kinase 11B
Exons: 20
Coding region: 99-2447 (782 amino acids)
Biological process (GO): regulation of mitotic cell cycle; protein phosphorylation
Cellular component (GO): nucleus
Molecular function (GO): cyclin-dependent protein serine/threonine kinase activity; ATP binding
Source: RefSeq, a predicted model, not a curated record